Messenger RNA from Drepanopeziza brunnea f. sp. 'multigermtubi' MB_m1, 453 nucleotides. The record is from RefSeq and is a predicted model, not a curated record. Lineage: Eukaryota; Fungi; Ascomycota; Leotiomycetes; Helotiales; Drepanopezizaceae.
AUGACGAGGAGUCUCAGGGCUCAGCUCGGGUCUCUUAUGCCGGACGAUCUAAAAGGAAGGCGACCGCUGCUGGAUAAUCCGAAGGGAGGGCGUGCGGCGAUGGAAAGCCACGAUCACGGAGGUGGAUUUCAUAAAGAGGCUGCUGUUACGACGAAGAGGAUUGCAAGGCGAAAUCGGUCCUCGACGACAAUGGGAGAGAGCGAGCUCCAGCUUGAUCUCCAACCAACGACCUCGUACUCUCAUUCCAGCCAUCCAGAGGGAUACGGAAUCCGAUGGUCUCGCCAGGGGAGCUGGACACACACGGCUUGCGUUUGGUUCGUGGGAGAGCCGCAAGCGCGACUCACGGGUACGAGAACAGACGAAGUCGACGACUAUACUAUGCCGGGCCUGAAGUUGCGGAACGGUGUCGACGAGGGCGUGGCCGUGGCGGUGAUGUGUGACAGCUGUCACUAG